Rattus norvegicus (Norway rat) is the source of this 936-nucleotide messenger RNA. RefSeq names its product olfactory receptor family 7 subfamily A member 44 (gene Or7a44). Gene Ontology annotation, biological process: detection of chemical stimulus involved in sensory perception of smell; G protein-coupled receptor signaling pathway. Gene Ontology annotation, cellular component: plasma membrane; membrane. The transcript has a single exon. NCBI's taxonomy places the organism in Eukaryota, Metazoa, Chordata, Mammalia, Rodentia, Muridae. The coding region runs from base 1 to 936 and encodes 311 amino acids. Gene Ontology annotation, molecular function: G protein-coupled receptor activity; olfactory receptor activity. The record is from RefSeq and is marked reviewed.
AUGAAACAACAAAAUGAUACUCAAAUUUUACAGUUUCUCCUCCUGGGACUUUCAGAAAACACAGAACUGCAGCCCCUCAUAUAUUGGCUCUUCUUUUCCAUGUACCUCGUGACUGUUUGGGGGAAUCUUAUCAUCAUCCUGGCCACAGUCUUGGAUUUCCGCCUGCAUACAGCCAUGUACUUCUUCCUGUGCAACCUGUCCUUUGUGGACAUCUGCCUAAUCUCUACUACGAUUCCAAAGAUGCUGGCAAAUGUUCAUUUAAACCACAAGGCCAUAACUUAUGAAGGCUGCAUCAUGCAAAUUUAUUUCUUUACAUUAUUCGUAGGGCUGGAUAACUUCCUCCUAGCUGUAAUGGCUUAUGAUCGCUUUGUGGCCAUCUGCCACCCCCUGCGCUACACAAGCAUUAUGACACCUCAUCUCUGUAUGUCACUGGUUCUGGUGUCUUGGAUCGCAAGUGUCCUGAAUUCCUCAUUACAAAGCUUUCUGGUGCUGCAGCUUUCCUUCUGUACUGAGGUGGAAAUUCCACAUUUUUUCUGUGAACUUAGCAUGUUGGUUCACCUUGCCUGCUCUGACACCUUUUUAAGUGAUAUGGCAAUGAAUGUUUUAGCUGCACUCCUGGGUGGUGGUUGUCUUGUUGGCAUCCUUUAUUCUUAUUCCAAGAUAGUGUCCUCUAUACAGGCAAUCUCCUCAGCAGAGGGGAAAUACAAAGCCUUUUCCACCUGUGUGUCUCACCUUUCUGUUGUCUCCUUAUUUUAUUGUACCCUCUUGGGAGUGUACCUCAGUUCUGCUGUGACCCAAAACUCACACUCCACGGCAGCAACUUCAUUGAUGUACACUGUGGUCACCCCGAUGCUGAACCCUUUCAUCUACAGUCUGAGGAACGACAAUAUCAAGAGGGCUCUGAAGAACUUUGUGAAAAAGAAACUAGAAAAGUGA